Messenger RNA from Knipowitschia caucasica, 2364 nucleotides. Lineage: Eukaryota; Metazoa; Chordata; Actinopteri; Gobiiformes; Gobiidae. The record is from the annotation of a GenBank genome assembly.
AUGCCAGGACGUCAGCCUCAGGAUGUGACCGGAGCAGGUGCGUUCUGGGAAAAGUCAUGGAUGACACUUCAGCUUGUUGCAUCAGCGCCUGGGGAGCUGCAGGGGGAGAUGCAUCGCGGACUGAAGACAUGUGGAGUCUGUUUGCGACAGAGGGAGAGAGACGAGAGGAGGGAGAGAGACGGGAGGAGGGAGAGAGACGAGAGGAGGGAGAGAGACGUGAGGAGGGAGAGAGACGAGAGGAGGGAGAGAGACGCGAGGAGGGAGAGAGACGAGAGGAGGGAGAGAGAUGCGAGGAGGGAGAGAGACGGGAGGAGGGAGAGAGACGUGAGGAGGGAGAGAGACGAGAGGAGGGAGAGAGACGCGAGGAGGGAGAGAGACGAGAGGAGGGAGAGAGACGGGAGGAGGGAGAGAGACGAGAGGAGGGAGAGAGACGGGAGGAGGGAGAGAGACGUGAGGAGGGAGAGAGACGAGAGGAGGGAGAGAGACGCGAGGAGGGAGAGAGACGUGAGGAGGGAGAGAGACGAGAGGAGGGAGAGAGACGCGAGGAGGGAGAGAGACGAGAGGAGGGAGAGAGAUGCGAGGAGGGAGAGAGAUGCGAGGAGGGAGAGAGACGGGAGGAGGGAGAGAGACGAGAGGAUGGAGAGAGACGAGAGGAUGGAGAGAGACGGGAGGAGGGAGAGAGACGGGAGGAUGGAGAGAGACGGGAGGAGGGAGAGAGAUGCGAGGAGGGAGAGAGACGCGAGGAGGGAGAGAGACGGGAGGAGGGAGGGAGACGAGAGGAGGGAGGGAGACGGGAGGAGGGAGAGAGACGGGAGGAGGGAGAAAGACGGGAGGAGGGAGAGAGACGCGAGGAGGGAGAGAGACGGGAGGAGGGAGAGAGACGGGAGGAUGGAGAGAGACGGGAGGAGGGAGAGAGAUGCGAGGAGGGAGAGAGACGCGAGGAGGGAGAGAGACGGGAGGAGGGAGAGAGAUGCGAGGAGGGAGAGAGACGGGAGGAGGGAGAGAGACGGGAGGAGGGAGGGAGACAAGAGGAGGGAGGGAGACGGGAGGAGGGAGAAAGACGUGAGGAGGGAGAAAGACGCGAGGAGGGAGAGAGACGCGAGGAGGGAGAGAGACGCGAGGAGGGAGAGAGACGUGAGGAGGGAGAGAGACGAGAGGAUGGAGAGAGACGGGAGGAGGGAGAGAGACGAGAGGAUGGAGAGAGACGGGAGGAGGGAGAGAGAUGCGAGGAGGGAGAGAGACGGGAGGAGGGAGAGAGACGGGAGGAGGGAGGGAGACGAGAGGGAGGGAGGGAGACGGGAGGAGGGAGAGAGACGGGAGGAGGGAGGGAGACGAGAGGAGGGAGGGAGACGGGAGGAGGGAGAGAGACGAGAGGAGGGAGAGAGACGGGAGGAGGGAGAGAGACACGAGAGGAGGGAGAGAGACGGGAGGAGGGAGAGAGACGUGAGGAGGGAGAAAGACGCGAGGAGGGAGAGAGACGCGAGGAGGGAGAGAGACGCGAGGAGGGAGAGAGACGUGAGGAGGGAGAGAGACGAGAGGAUGGAGAGAGACGGGAGGAGGGAGAGAGACGAGAGGAUGGAGAGAGACGGGAGGAGGGAGAGAGAUGCGAGGAGGGAGAGAGACGGGAGGAGGGAGAGAGACGGGAGGAGGGAGGGAGACGAGAGGAGGGAGGGAGACGGGAGGAGGGAGAGAGACGGGAGGAGGGAGGGAGACGAGAGGAGGGAGGGAGACGGGAGGAGGGAGAGAGACGGGAGGAGGGAGAGAGACGUGAGGAGGGAGAGAGACGCGAGGAGGGAGAGAGACGUGAGGAGGGAGAGAGACGAGAGGAUGGAGAGAGACGGGAGGAGGGAGAGAGACGAGAGGAUGGAGAGAGACGGGAGGAGGGAGAGAGAUGCGAGGAGGGAGAGAGACGGGAGGAGGGAGAGAGACGUGAGGAGGGAGAGAGACGGGAGGAGGGAGAGAGACGCGAGGAGGGAGAGAGAUGCGAGGAGGGAGAGAGACGAGAGGAGGGAGAGAGACGGGAGGAGGGAGAGAGACGUGAGGAGGGAGAAAGACGCGAGGAGGGAGAGAGACGCGAGGAGGGAGAGAGACGUGAGGAGGGAGAGAGACGAGAGGAUGGAGAGAGACGGGAGGAGGGAGAGAGACGAGAGGAUGGAGAGAGACGGGAGGAGGGAGAGAGAUGCGAGGAGGGAGAGAGACGGGAGGAGGGAGAGAGACGGGAGGAGGGAGGGAGACGAGGGAGGGAGGGAGACGGGAGGAGGGAGAGAGACGGGAGGAGGGAGGGAGACGAGAGGAGGGAGGGAGACGGGAGGAGGGAGAGAGACGAGAGGAGGGAGAGAGACGGGAGGAGGGAGAGAGACGUGA